Colletotrichum gloeosporioides is the source of this 816-nucleotide messenger RNA. Its product is annotated as 4-hydroxy-4-methyl-2-oxoglutarate aldolase. The coding region runs from base 1 to 816 and encodes 271 amino acids. The transcript is spliced from 5 exons. Lineage: Eukaryota; Fungi; Ascomycota; Sordariomycetes; Glomerellales; Glomerellaceae. The record is from RefSeq and is a predicted model, not a curated record.
AUGGCUGCUACUCAGCUGGUUUUCUUGUUCCUGAGCUGUGAUGUCGCAGAUACGCUCACGAGGCUUGACGUACCUGGCGGUGGCUUCCUACCUGGCCUAACACUGCGGUCGCCUAAUCGCCAGUCUGGUCAAACAAGAAUAGAUGGCCCAGCUUUUGCCGUCAAGUGCUCGUCCGCCAGGGAAGGAAACGCAACCCUUAAAGCUGGUACCGGGCACUUUGUAAGUUUCUGCGAUAGACUGCAUGAACUGAACAUACUGAUGGAUCAUCGUGAUCGCCUUCAGUUGGAAAGCGUCCCAAGAGGUGCCGUGAUCCUCAUCUUUUGUCCCGAGAAUACCAUCAAUUAUUGCUGGGGAGGGCUGACCACCCGAAGAGCACAGGCGCUUGAGGCUGUUGGUACCGUGAUUGAUGGGCGGAUGAGAGACCUUGAAGAGCUUCGCGAGCUGGGAGGCCUGGUUUCUGGUCGCGAUGUGGCUCCCACACCUCCUCAUGGUGUCCUUCAUGUCGGCGAGCGAAUAUUUUUCUUGUGGUCAUAUACCUUACCCUACUUUCUUAUUGUUGUCGUCAUCACUGUUUUCGUGGUUGUGACUAUCAUCAUCGUCGUCGUCAUCGUCGUUAUUACUAUCUUUAUCGUCGCUUUCGUCGACGUCGUUGUCGUGAUUAUCAUUAUCAUCGUCACUAUCGCGGUCUCUUUUCUCAUCAUCUCUCGGAAGCCCGUCCAAGCGACUAACUUGAUCGGAUCAAUGAGUCGGUCACAAUCUCAUAAGAUGACUGAGAUACCAUCAUCCAGCCGGAAGACUGGCUUGUUAGCGACUUGA